This is a messenger RNA of Neogale vison (American mink), 1369 nucleotides long. Its product is annotated as histone H1.2. The coding region runs from base 13 to 921 and encodes 302 amino acids. The transcript has 4 exons. Gene Ontology annotation, cellular component: nucleosome. NCBI's taxonomy places the organism in Eukaryota, Metazoa, Chordata, Mammalia, Carnivora, Mustelidae. Gene Ontology annotation, biological process: nucleosome assembly. The record is from RefSeq and is a predicted model, not a curated record. Gene Ontology annotation, molecular function: structural constituent of chromatin; DNA binding.
CACAGCCUCAGCAUGUCGGAGACCGCUCCUGCCGCUCCCGCCGCCGCCCCCCCGGUGGAGAAGACCCCGGUGAAGAAGAAGACGGCCAAAAAGCCCGCAGGGGCGCGCCGCAAGGCGUCAGGCCCCCCGGUGUCGGAGCUGAUCAUCAAGGCCGUCGCCGCGUCCAAGGAGCGCAGCGGCGUGUCCCUGGCGGCGCUCAAGAAGGCGCUGGCGGCCGCCGGCUACGACGUGGAGAAGAACAACAGCCGCAUCAAGCUGGGCCUCAAGAGCCUGGUGAGCAAGGGCAUCCUGGUGCAGACCAAGGGCACCGGCGCCUCGGGCUCCUUCAAGCUCAACAAGAAGGCGGCCUCCGGCGAGGCCAAGCCCAAGACCAAGAAGGCGGGCGCGGCCAAGCCCAAGAAGGCGGCCGGGGCGGCCAAGAAGCCCAAGAAGGCCGCGGGGGCCAGCGCCCCCAAGAAGAGCGCCAAGAAGACCCCCAAGAAGGCGAAGAAGCCCGCGGCGGCGGCUGUCGCCAAGAAAGUGGCCAAGAGCCCGAAGAAGGCUAAGGCUGCCAAGCCCAAGAAGGCGGCCAAGAGCACAGCCAAGGCCGUGAAGCCCAAGACUGCCAAGCCCAAGGUUGCCAAGCCCAAGAAGGCUGCGCCCAAAAAGAAAUAUUUUGUCAUCUUUCUACUGUUGAAAUGGCAACCUAUGAGAUUUGAGAUUCCUCGAGUACCAGAAUCCCAUACGGGCACACUGAAGAAGAUACCCAGUUCUGGAAGAGAUCUAUGCCUAUGUGAAUUAACAACCUCUAGAACAAUGCUGGGUAUAGCCACAGAAAGAAAGAAAGAAAAAAAAAAAACAGUGCACCUUUCGUCUGAUUACAUGGGGAUUCCGAUGAACACAUUUGGAUUUAGCAACUGCAGCGGCAGUAAAGGUGUAUAGUAUGGAUGAAUCAAGAUUUGAAACGUAUAGAGCUGAAAGCUAGUGCAUGAAGAAUCCUUCCAAAUUUUACAACUCUCAUAUGAAAGAAGAUUGACCAACGAGUUCCCAGAUUUGAACACAGUCUUAAAAAUGACACUACCAGUAGUGUGUUUGGAAGCUGAAACUCAGUUCUAAGUUAUCAAGAGUACAAAACAAAUUGCGAUCAAUUUACCUGGGAGGAAAUACUGAAUUCUCUUCCCACUGUAUAUAUAGGAAAUAUUUGUACAUAUAUAUGUGUAUAUACAUAUACAUAAAUAUACGUGUGUGUGUGUGUGUGUGUGUGUGUAUUUUGGUGGGCAGCAAAACAAGAUUUAUUGAGCAAUAGCGCAAAGUUUCCAAGGAGGGAGGCAACCCAAGAGGGUUGCCCUCAAAUAAUUUUCAAGCGAAAAUGGAAUCAGAGUAUGCCAUC